Messenger RNA from Phoenix dactylifera (date palm), 1597 nucleotides. Its product is annotated as putative ADP-ribosylation factor GTPase-activating protein AGD11. NCBI's taxonomy places the organism in Eukaryota, Viridiplantae, Streptophyta, Magnoliopsida, Arecales, Arecaceae. The record is from RefSeq and is a predicted model, not a curated record. Gene Ontology annotation, molecular function: GTPase activator activity; phospholipid binding.
GUCCACCAGCCUUCAAUUGCGUCAACCCUUCGGCUUUGACUUUAUGGCCACAAGCCCCCAUCCAUUUCUCCCUUUUCCCUCUUUUUUCUUAUGAACAAAUAAAAAAAAGCAUUCAUAUCGAUAUUCUUCUCUCCCUAAUCUAUAGAGAAAAUUAUAAUUUCCUUGUUUCGAUGUUAUUCCGUAAGUUGUUACUUAGAUCCAAUGGAUGAUCCUUAUGUCCUUCGAAGGUGAUGAUUCCUUUGGUCUUCUCCGGAAGGGGGGAGAGAUAGAAGCACGGGGAGAUGAUUAUUAUCAGAAGAAGAUUGCUGUGAUUCGGGGGCAUGCUAUGCAAAUGACUACUCAUCAAGAAAAUCGCGGCCCCGACGACCAUCCAGCUUGUUUCCAUUUUGUAGGUCCCUCAGGCCCACUGGGAAGGCUGGAAAAUCUGUUGAGUCAACCAGCUAACAGAUUUUGUGCUGACUGUGGCUCUCCAGAUCCAAAAUGGGUGUCAUUGAGUCUUGGAGUAUUUAUUUGUAUCAAGUGUUCUGGGGUUCACAGAAGCCUUGGAGCGCAUAUAUCAAAGGUCUUAUCAGUGAAGCUAGAUGAGUGGACAGAUGAACAGGUUGAUUCUUUGAGUGAUGGGGGUGGUAAUGCUGCAGUAAAUAUGAGAUAUGAAGCUUUCUUGCCUGAAAAUUUCAAAAAGCCAAGACCAGAUUCUUCUAUCGAGGAACGCUCUGAUUUUAUCAAGAGAAAAUAUGAGCUGCAACAAUUUUCAAACUCUAAUGGAUUGAUUAUAUCUACAACACCUGGUAGUUUGAGCAAAACUUUGCAGAAGACUGUUUCCAGCAAAAGCUUCGAGAAACAACACACUGGCCUCCGUCAUGGACUAGGUCAUGCAUUCCGAAAUAGCUGGAGAAGGAAGGAGUCUGAGCAGAAGGCAAUAAAAAAAACGAUGGGUAUGGUUGAAUUUCUCGGUUUGAUCAAGGUCAACAUCAUAAGAGGUACCAAUUUAGCUGUUCGAGAUGUGAUGACUAGUGAUCCUUAUGUUAUCCUCAAUAUGGGACACCAAACAAUGAAAACACGGGUGAUAAAAAGCAAUUUGAAUCCCGUAUGGAAUGAAAGACUGAUGUUGUCAAUCCCAGAUCCCAUCCCACCUCUGAAGCUGCAAGUAUACGAUAAGGAUACAUUCUCAACAGAUGAUCGCAUGGGGGAGGCUGAAAUAGAUAUCCAGCCGCUGGUCUCAGCAGCCAAAGCUUAUGAAAGCUCUACCAUUUCUGAGCCCAUGCAGCUUGGGAAAUGGCUGGCCAGUGACGACAAUACGUUGGUCAAAGACAGUAUUAUUUCACUCGAUAAUGGCAAGGUAAAGCAGGAGAUCACACUCAGACUUCAAAACGUUGAACGUGGUGAAUUAGAGAUUGAACUCGAAUGUGUACCCCUAAGUCAAUAAUCACCGGAGGGGUACAAAGUACUGUAAUAUAAACUCUGGCCUUUCAUUUCGUGAUACAUGACUUGUGGGAAUCGUAGCUUUACUCCCAUGUGCUUUAUUAUCUGAUUAUAUAAUGCAACAGAACCUUUUAGCUGUCAUUAAUGAUGGAAAACAUCAUACUUCCACAGAAAA